Molecule: messenger RNA, 1680 nt
Organism: Cryptomeria japonica (Japanese cedar)
Lineage: Eukaryota; Viridiplantae; Streptophyta; Pinopsida; Cupressales; Cupressaceae
Product: 9-cis-epoxycarotenoid dioxygenase NCED1, chloroplastic
Exons: 1
Coding region: 1-1680 (559 amino acids)
Biological process (GO): carotene catabolic process
Cellular component (GO): chloroplast stroma
Molecular function (GO): carotenoid dioxygenase activity
Source: RefSeq, a predicted model, not a curated record
AUGACUUCUUCACCUUUAUUCCUAACAUCAAAUCCAUAUUCCCUUCUCCCACCUCCUCCUCCUCACCACCACCGCCGCCAUUCUCGAUUCAAUCCACGCUGUUGUACGCAGAACAACACAGCGAAGAACGCUCGCCCGAAUCUGGCAUCAUCUCUCUGCAACGCAGCAGACGAUUUCAUCGACAAACACCUGCAAAAAGCACUGAAACCAUCCAUAGACCCGAGAUUUGUCCUAGCGGGAAACUAUGCACCAGUGAAGGAAACGCCCCCGACAGAAUGCACAAAAGUGGAGGGAACUCUCCCAGCCUGCAUCAAUGGCGUCUACUUACGAAACGGCCCAAACCCAUUGUUUCCUCCUCGACCAGGCCAAGGCCACCACCUCAAUGACGGCGAUGGAAUGCUCCACGCCCUCUCAAUCCGCCAUGGCCGACCCAUCUUCUGCAGCCGUUUUGUGCACACGGACAAACUGGUACAAGAACUGACAGCCGGGCGUUCACUCUUUCCCCGAGUGUUCGCCGGAUUCUUUGGGCUUGCGGGCAUGGCGAGAGGAGCUCUUGCAGCCGCCAGAGCAGCACUGGGGGUAGUCGACCAGUCCUACGCUUCAGGACUGGCAAACACCAGUGUCCUCUUCUUUGGUAAAAAAUUCAUGGCGUUGGGAGAAUCGGGCAUGCCGUAUGCAUUUGUUAUUACCCAAAACGGAGACAUUUGCAAUGUCGGGCGCCAUGAUUUCGGCGGCAAGCUCAAAUUGGGAAUGACUGCGCAUCCCAAGAUUGAUCCUUUUACCGGUGAGCUUUUUGCUUCACGGUAUGCUUUUGCGCCGCCGUUUCUCAACUUUUUCAGAGUAGAUACCCAUGGGGAGAAGCACCCGGACGUUCCGAUCCAGUCUAUGAAACGCCCGGUUUUUGUCCAUGAUUUUGCUAUAACGGGGAAUUAUGCUAUUAUUCCUGAUUCUCAGAUUGUUGUGGAUCCCAUGGAGAUGAUUCUGAGAAAAGGUUCGCUCAUUGUCUGUGACUCUGCUAAGGUGCCCCGAUUGGGCGUUUUGCCCCGCUAUGCAAUUGAUGAUUCUGAAAUGCUCUGGUUCGAUGUUCCGGGCUUGAAUAUUGUUCAUACUUUAAAUGCUUGGGAAGAGGGGGACGAGGAGCUUGUUUUGAUUGCAGUGAACUCUGAGCCCGUGGAGUAUAUUUUGGAGCAGAAUCAUUUGCUGAAAACUUGUGUGGAGAAGAUUAGGUUGAAUUUGGGCAGUGGGUCGGUUUCAAGAAAGAGGCUUUCUUCGAAUUUGGGUCUGGAGUUUGGGGUGAUAAAUCCUCGGUAUUUGACAAAGAAGAACAGGUAUGCGUACAUGGCGAUUGGAGCACCGUUUCCUAAGGCUCGUGGGUUUGCUAAGCUGGAUUUUGAGAAGGAGAAAGAUGGAGGGGAAUGUAUUGUUGGGUCGAGGAUUUUUGGUGAGAAUUGCUUUGGUGGUGAAGGAUGUUUUGUAGCUCGGAGUGAUGAAAAGGAGGAUGAUGGAUAUCUUGUGGGAUUUGUUCAUGAUGAAAGUGCAGGAACGUCUAAGCUUCUGGUUAUGGAUGCUCUUUCUCCCACUUUAGAAAUUGUGGCUUCUGUGCAACUCCCUGCUAGAGUGCCUUAUGGUUUUCAUGGUCUUUUUGUGAGCCAAGAUAUGGCAUUUGAUCAGAGUUUGUAA